UCAGACAACGAAAGCCCCUCGACGUUAGUGGACAUUUGGACGGACGGAUCGCGUAACUAGCUCGACUAGCUUGCUUAAAUCGCUGCCUGGGUUUAGUUGGAAGGUUUUUCUAUUUAUUAUCAUCCUUCGCGAGUUUUUGCGUAGUGACGAAAAAAAAGGUGGUGCAUUUUAAUGUCCGAAGAACGACGGUGCGUAUUGUGCAGUGCAUUUUAGCCAACGUUGCAUUACUGCGGCCAUCCGUGAAACAAAGAUCUGAACCAAGAUCUCACCUUGUUUUUUAGUCCGGAUUUUGUUUUUUCCAUCACCAUUUCACUAUACUUGGGCAAAGGUUAAAAAAAGGCGAUCCGUGCAUCGUCAUCGUUCCGCCAACUCGUGUGGGAUGGAAUAUUAGAAGUGGAAGCAUCGACGGAUACACUGAGUCUCGGGGACAUUGCUUUUUCUAAUACCUGUGCCCAAGGGCAAUUUCCCGCUCCGAGAGCCCACCGUAGAAAAACGGAUUGUUCCGCGUGUAAAAGUUCCAUCCCUUCAGGGGCAGCUCCAUUGAAGACAUUUCUGCUGACGAACGAGACGACCGAAUGGCAUUUGCCAGAUCGAAAUUGGAACAGUGAAAGGGCAGCAGCAUUUGGAACGCAAUUGGCUGACGCUGCUGCUGUGGUGUGAAUAUUUUUCAAUUUUCAGCGAAUCAAAACGGUGCCAAGGUAAUGCUGAUGAAUCGAGACAUUGCCUGACAAACGAUAUAGAAAGUGUUCACAGUUAAUCAAUAAUGCUUACCGAAACCUAAUGAUAAUGUGGCCUGUUGGGUGACAAACAGGAAUAAGUAAAAAUUGUUCAACAGAACUUCAAAAUCGACAGUUAAUCUGCUUGUCGUUUCGAUACUGGCAGCAAACCGAUAAAGUGAAGUGACGGCCGUCCAGUCGACGUUGGAGUUGUCUACAGAAUAGAAGCUACCUACAACCUGAAUCGAAGAAACGGCAAAAGGGUCGGUCGAAAGAUAGUGGCUGGCUACAAUUGAAGAAAAAAAGCCCCUCGUGCACCGGCAUGUGUCUGUUCUGCAGUUGAAAUUUUUUUAUAUUAAAUCAGUGUGAAAGAGUAGAGUCGCUCGCUGUAGAGGCUAGAAAAAUGCUACCGAGCUGCUUGGAAAAUGACAACAAUGAAUAAAAGAAAAUUCAAGAAAAAUAGGUUUAGUUAGACCUCAGCUCAGCUCAGCUCAGCGACCGGAGAGUGAAGGUGGCCUGUGAGGGAGUGCUCUCUGUGGGUUGGCCCAGAGGCCUAGGGGAAAACCAAACCGUACGCCGUCGUUUGCUCCAUUGUUGUUGGGUUACGAAAUGUAUCGCUUGGCUAGGCCGAGGCAGUUAUUGAGCUCUGUAGUUUGUGGUGUUGUUGUUGCUGUUGCUGGAACCGACUUCGGUAACCGUAACAGGUAGCAGUACUAAAUACUAAGCCCGGCCGGGUACAGUACGGUUUGACGUGGGCCGUUCAUGAUGAUGAUGGCUGAAGAAGAACAGUUAUAAAAAAGCGAUCAUUAAACAUAUGGGAAUUGUGUAAAUCAUCAAAGUAAAAGCGAGCAAACGAGAGAAAAUUCCAAGAAAUAGUCGGGCUGUGUGUGUGUGUGGGUACUUUCUACAGUAGUGUCCUCAAUUAGUCCGGGAGUGUAGAAUACCAUCUCAAGAAAGCAAAAAGUCGUCGGUGAAGUGACGCAUUGCCCCGAGUGUCUACUCAAGGGAACAACCUUAUCUGAAUCACUGGAUGGAGUAAACCUUCGGGAAGAAACUCACAGUUAUCAGUCCCUGCCAGUAAUAUACACAAAAGUUCACAGAAGAGAACCUUAUCGUCUCGGUUGGCACUUGUAUGUGGAUUAACAGCAACAACGAAGUGAAACAACGGAAAACAAAACCAUCAUGAGUUGGUUGCGGUCCAGUCCGCUGAGGCAAAGCUUUAGCAAAUCUUCCUCGGGAGCGUCCGGAUCCGGAUCCGGUCGUGGGGGGAACAAUGGAAGUACCCUGCGGGCGUUCGAUGCUUCCGAGUGUGAUCCGAAGGCGUGCUACGAUAGCUUUUGCAUCCAUUGGCAGCAGGCGUACGAAAUCAUUCAACGAUCGGAGAAUGCCCGGGGCCAGGCACACGACGAUGUUCUCGGGGUGGUGACGCAUUUGGAUCAUAUGGUUACCCUGCUGCUGGUGGAGCUGCAUCACUGUAACAAAGUUAGUCUACCGGGUGCUCCGGCUCCCUCAGCGCCCUGUCUGGAGCACCUUCUGAGUGAAAACCUCCUGGACAAACUAUACGAAUGGGGCAUCAAAACGGGUCGCUACUCAAAUGCCGUCCGGCUGGAGCAGCUCAAAUUGUACGAACAACUGGUCAGCCACAGCCGGCAUCAGCUGCUAGUGCACGAGCCCUUCCUGAGGCCACUGCUCAAAAUAUUGGCCUCCAGCCAGAACGAAAUCUAUCCGCCGGAUCUCGAGAAGCGGCUGGUGAUACUCCUGAAUCAACUGUGCGUGGUGCUGAUGCAGAAUGUACAUCUGCUGGAUCUGUUCUUCUUCUCGACCGCCCAGCAGAACGGAAGCGGGGGACACACUAACUUUAUCAUCUUCUCCCUGCUGAUACCGUACGUGCACCGGGAAGGUUCCCUAGGUCACCAGGCUCGGGACGCGUUGCUUCUGUGUAUGGCCCUGUCCCAGAAAAACUCCAACGUUGGGACCUACAUUGCUACCUACUCAUCGAUCUGUCCGGUUCUGGUGACCGGACUCGGGGGACUCUACUCCCGGUUGCCGAAUCAGAUCGACAUCAAAACAAUCGACUGGUACCGGAUAACGACCGAUGACGUGACCGAAAUGCCGGAACUGACCCUGUUCAUGAACUCGCUCGAGUUCUGCAACGCAGUCGUCCAGGUUGCCCACAGCAUGAUCCGGCAACAGCUGCUGGAUUUCCUGUACCAAGGAUUUUUGGUACCAGUCCUAGGGCCCGCAAUUCUUCAGAAAUUUAAAGGUCGAGGUCAAUUCCAGACAAACAUCGAGUCGCAGAUAUCGGCCAUGGCCUAUCUCGAUCUGAUAGUCCGUUCGGUCACGGAACCGGGCCUGAUACAGAUCAUCGUGCGGUUUCUGCUGGACACGGAAAAGUUCGACGGUCAGCGCAUCCUGGACGUGCUGGUGGAGCGGCUCAACACCAACGACACCCGGCUUUGCAUGGUGGCCCUUUCGUUGUUCGAUUCAUUGCUGGGCCUAAACUGCGAGGAUCUAAUGCUGGAACUGAUGCUGAAACACCUGCUCAACUGUCAGCACGUUCCCAUAUCGCACCGCUUCAAGAUCAACCGGGUAGAUCCCUACGAAAAUGCGGUGGAAUAUUUCCUGAAUGUAUCCCCCGACAUCAUGAAGAAGGUCAACAACGUUCUUAGUAUUAACAACAACAACAGCACCAGCACCGGUAUGUUAUCGACGACGGGUAAUGGAAGGAGUAUAACUAAAACGAUCGGUGCCAACUGGAACCACUACGGGAUGAACAACGGAGAAACGCUCCUCGCCAGCUAUCAAGCUUACUUGUUAGAGGCGCGGCAACGAAUUCAGCAAUGCAAACAAGCCUGUGAUCAGUGGAACAACGAGUAUCGUUACCAAAAAACUAGCAAAUCCAACCACCACGGUAGCCAAAUCGCGACUAGUAAUAGCAGUAAUUGUAAUAGUUUAAGCCCCAGCGGAACAACGACGACGGACGAAGUGCAGGCGUAUAAAGUACAAAUGAUUAAGAGUUUCCUGGCGGAGUUUACCGUGGAAGAAGCGGCCGAAGGACUCGGAUAUAGUUUACAGGAUGCUCGCUCGAGCCAGUGUCAAUCGCCCACGACGGGGGUGAUAUUUGGAUCUGCGCAGGUGCUUCAGAACGGUACGGUCAUGGCCACUGGCAAGCAGCUGGAUAGUUUGCAAUCGUUGGGCGAUAGCAGUGGGUACGAGAGUUUGAACAUCGCUUCGAUAGCUGGACUGGGAGGACUAGGGAUGGUAUCGACGGGCAACGGAAGUGGAACGGGAAGCGAAGAUGGCCGGAGGCAGCCGGAAUCGUGGAAGGUAUCUAGUUUGCGGGAGGAAACUGUGAUGGAUUUGGACUUGUCCGAGGAUCUGUUUGCCCAGGGGACUGUUACUUUAGGUCCCUUCCUAACAGCGAUCUGGAGCAAGCUUCAAACAUUCACUAGCAAUUGCCUUUACGUAAACCUCCAGCUAACCGGGUUGAUAAGCCAUCUAGCUUGGUUUCCGUUACCGCUGCUUCACUCAAUUCUACUGAGGCCUGAUAUACCAACAACAUCGGACACUCCGUCUUUCCAUCAGGUCUUGAAAAUCCUCAAACAGCAGAUCGAUGCCGAGUUACCCGAGUGCGAAGAAUCGCUGGAAAUCGUAGACGUAGCCCGUUCGUUCCUAGUCGACCGAGAAUUUCGGCUCAUCAAUAUGCGUAAAAAUGCGAUCGAAUCAAGCACCACGACCCAGUCCGGUGGUCUCCUGAAUGGAAGUUCCGGCGUCGGAAGUGUUUCGAUGACUUCCAGUCUAUCGCAGACAACACCGGUGCAACUAACGCCCAGUUCAUCUUACGAUCCGUUCAAACGGAACGAUACCAAGCGAAAAAGUAUUACCAACUCGUUUUCCAGCAUAUUCCGAAGGCCUGGCUCAUCCGCUUCAUCUGGUUUAGCACAAGUAUUUCAAUUUUUUACUGGUGGGUCAGGUAGUAGCAACAACAGUAACUCCUCCUCUUCCGUGAGUCACUCGCCAUCCCAGUCUUCGAUGAUGGGCGGUAGUCAGCAGCAGCAGCAACAACACCAUUCUAGCAGUUCUGGUAUCAGUAGUCUGAUGACCGGUGGUGGUUCCUCGUCUCGGCGGGAAUCCCGGGAAGCUGAAACCCAAUUCAUUGACAGUCACCAUUCGCUGGCCACCGCAAUGGGAGCAAGUGCUGGAAGCAUAACAUCGACCGGCAGCGGUGGCCACAACAGCCUUGAAUACUCACUGACCAAUCUGAAUGGUUCCGUAAUCGGUGUGGGCAGCGAACGGCAACGGGAUUUAGCCAUCUGUGCCGUUGUGCUAGACGAAUGGCUCAAGGAACUGUCGGCCGUUACCCAGGAACAAUGCAUCUCCAUGAUGUCCGAACAAGCUUUGCCGAAACGGAAGCGUAGCUAACCGUUGACGAAGCUCGUCUCUUCUUGAAACUAAAUGUUUUCCCUCUAUCCCUUUCUUUAAGCCUUAAUGUUUUAAACUUUAAUAUUAUUUUCAAUUUCGUCUGAGACGAAUGUUUAAAUGUGAACGAGUUAUGAACAAAUUUAUUUAGUUUUUCAUAUACCAUUUUCAUUUUGAAAUAAAACAUUUUUUACCAUUUAGAAAGUUUAGAAAACACCCGCGUGGACGCCUAAGUUUUAUCCUAUUUUUUUUAAACCCCAACUGUCUCUUGAGUUAACGACCCAUUUUACAAAAAUAAAAACGAUCGAAUGUUUUACUGAAAACCAUAGUGUAAUUGUAAUUAAAACGAAUGCUUUAAUUUAACCAUAGUAGAAUAGCUCAACAACUCUUAAAACGCCACGUUAGCAAAUCUAUUUACAAGAAAAAUAAAGAAAUGAAUAAAACCCGGCAAUUGUAGAAGUAAUAACUGUAAAUAAACCAAUACAAUAGAAAAACCGAUUGUUCCGUUUUACGGUUCCAACGUUUUGUGACCAAUACUGCAAUAUACCUAAAUACACAGCUUUCAAUAAAUAUGUAACAUACCUGUAGUAUAUCAUUAUUAAACACGAGGGCUUAGAACCGCGCGGCAAUCCUCGUUGUUGUACAGUGCGUUUUAUUAGAGGAUACACAUGUUUGAGCGAAAGGACACGGAACACUUGGCAGAUACCUAAUCUUUGGAGGCAAGUGCAACAUACAGUACCUAACCGAAAAUGAAAAUCUUAUUUUUGUACGGAUAUACUAAUAUGUCUCCCAAGAAAACCUCUUUGAACAAUAGAACAUAUUGAUAUUUGCGAAAG
Messenger RNA from Uranotaenia lowii, 5971 nucleotides. Its product is annotated as FHIP family protein AAEL005291. The transcript is spliced from 11 exons. Bases 1899 to 5138 code for a protein of 1079 amino acids. Lineage: Eukaryota; Metazoa; Arthropoda; Insecta; Diptera; Culicidae. The record is from RefSeq and is a predicted model, not a curated record.